UGCAUGAAUUAAAAUUAAAAAAAAAAAUCAUAUUAUAAUAAUUAAUUUGUGAAAUCUACUUAAGUAGUGUUUGAAGCUCACUACACUACACUCGAUAAGUCAACAUGCAGCCGAGUAAAUAUGUUGGCCUCGUGGCCGAUUUGAUGCCGAACAUACGUCUGAUGAAGUACUCGGGCUUGUUCAUGCACAACUUCACUGGCGGUUCCGGACUCUUUAAGAAAAUUUACUCAUCCAUGCAUUUGGUUUUGGUUUUGGUGCAAUUUCUAUUGAUACUGGUGAAUUUGGCAUUAAAUGCGGAGGAGGUGAAUGAGUUGUCCGGCAAUACAAUAACCGUGCUCUUCUUCACUCAUUGCAUAACGAAAUUCAUCUAUUUGGCCGUUACACAGAAGCAGUUCUACAGAACGUUGAAUAUAUGGAAUCAAGUGAAUUCGCAUCCAUUGUUCGCCGAGUCGGAUGCGCGCUACCACUCGAUUGCGCUCGCCAAAAUGCGAAAGCUCUUCACGCUGGUUAUGCUCACCACCGUCGUUUCAGCUGUGGCUUGGACUACUAUUACAUUCUUCGGUGAGAGCGUUAAAUUUGCCUUCGACAAGGAUACCAACUCUUCAAUAACCGUUGAAAUUCCACGCUUGCCCAUUAAAUCCUUCUACCCGUGGAAUGCCGGCUCGGGCAUGUUUUACAUAAUCAGUUUCGCUUUUCAAUGCUACUAUCUGCUCUUCUCUAUGGUUCACUCUAAUUUAUGUGAUGUGCUCUUUUGCUCGUGGUUGAUUUUCGCCUGCGAGCAGUUACAACACCUGAAAGGUAUCAUGAAACCGUUGAUGGAGCUGUCAGCCUCAUUGGACACCUAUCGGCCAAAUUCGGCUGCACUAUUUCGUUCGCUAUCGGCCAAUUCUAAAUCGGAAUUGAUAAAUAAUGAGGAGAAGGAACCCACUGAUCUGGACGUUAGUGGCAUUUACAGCUCCAAAGCAGAUUGGGGCGCACAGUUUCGUGCACCAUCAACGUUACAAACCUUCAAUGGCAUGAAUGGUACCAAUCCGAAUGGUUUGACCAGAAAGCAGGAGAUGAUGGUGCGCAGUGCCAUUAAAUAUUGGGUUGAACGACACAAGCACGUUGUAAGAUUAGUUGCAGCUAUCGGCGACACAUAUGGCGGCGCUUUGUUGUUGCACAUGUUGACAUCCACCAUUAUGCUAACGUUGUUGGCUUAUCAGGCCACGAAGAUCACCGGCGUCAAUGUUUACGCCUUCACCACGGUCGGUUAUUUGUGCUAUGCUUUGGCGCAGGUAUUUCACUUUUGCAUAUUUGGCAAUCGGCUGAUUGAGGAGAGCUCAUCCGUUAUGGAGGCAGCCUACUCCUGCCAUUGGUAUGAUGGCUCCGAGGAGGCCAAGACUUUUGUCCAGAUCGUUUGCCAGCAGUGCCAAAAGGCGAUGUCCAUAUCAGGAGCGAAGUUUUUCACCGUCUCAUUGGAUUUGUUUGCAUCGGUUCUUGGCGCUGUGGUCACCUAUUUCAUGGUGUUGGUACAAUUGAAGUGAAGCAGCAGUGCAGACGAAAGCAUAAAAGUACGAGGCGAAAUACUUAAAAAUAUAUUUAAGAAAAACAACAACAACAAUAGUUUGGAACACCUGUAUGCAAGGGAUUGGAAAUAUCAAAAAAUGCAAGUUGGUCCGUCUCAGCGAAUGUCUAGUCAACAAAACAUCAAAGGAAAUGCGUUACCUAUGUGUUUGUAACGUAACGUGAAAAAAAAAUUAUAUAAAAAUUAUUUAAAUGUUUUAUUUUU
This is a messenger RNA of Ceratitis capitata (Mediterranean fruit fly), 1771 nucleotides long. RefSeq names its product odorant receptor coreceptor (gene Orco). Bases 105 to 1526 code for a protein of 473 amino acids. The record is from RefSeq and is a predicted model, not a curated record. NCBI's taxonomy places the organism in Eukaryota, Metazoa, Arthropoda, Insecta, Diptera, Tephritidae. Gene Ontology annotation, molecular function: odorant binding; olfactory receptor activity. Gene Ontology annotation, biological process: detection of chemical stimulus involved in sensory perception of smell; sensory perception of smell. The transcript is spliced from 8 exons. Gene Ontology annotation, cellular component: plasma membrane.